AUGAAGAUGAUUGAAUGGGCACAUAUCGUUGCGCCGGCCGCCGCCGCUGCGUUUAUUCUCAUCCUGAUCGUUGCCAUUAUCCUUCACUGUUUCUGUCAUCAGAGAAAAAAAGCCUCGUCCGAGAUGAACCUAAUCAGAGUCGAAAGUAUCCGACAAGGCAUCCCUAAUAAGAUUUCCGAUCAAAGUAAUGUUUUCCGGCGAGAUCUGUUCAAUUGGAACGAUCACCCAUCUCUAGUUUCCGACGCCGUCGAAAAUGGGUGGUCAAGAUUUGCCUUUUCCGGCCAGUAUUCGCCGUCGUCAAUUCUGGGUCCUUGUAAUUCCGAUUUGAUGCAGAAGAUUCAGUUAAAUCCUGGUUUAAUCAAAACAGUUUUACCUUUACCAGGUCCAUCAUCUUGUUUUCCUCAAGAAGCUUAUUUUGAGAUUACAAUCUUGUCUCUUGUUGAAAAAGAAGAUGAGAAAAAUAACAAAACUUUAAGAGAAUUAUUGAAGAAAAACGGUUAUUUAUCAGUCGGGUUAAGCCGAGGCGGGUAUACUCCGGCGAAGUUUCCGGGAAGCUAUCUUGGUUCUAUUGGGUUCAAUUCCAACGGCUCCAUUUAUCUCGAUGGAAAGAAGCUUACAUCCGGAUCUAUAAACGAACAAGAUGGUUUAGAAGAAGGUCGGGUAAUUGGAUGCGGGUACAACCCGGAAAAGAAAGAAGUGUUUUUCACAUCAAAUUCUGAGUUGGUUCAAAAGAUGCAUAUUAGGUCUGAGGAAUUUGGAAGUCCUUUGUAUCCGAUUGUGGCAACCGAUAUUAAGGUUACUAUUAUGGUAAACCUUGGACAGACCGUUUUCAAAUAUGGUCCGGCUAACCAAUAUCGGAUGAACCGUGAUCCAUGUGUGAACUCGUCUAAUGGUGAGGGAUUCGAUUUUGAAACGGAAUCGGAAAGUGAUUUAUUUGAAAUUGUUUUAGAUAAGUUUGCAAGAUUUGCUAAUUGA
This is a messenger RNA of Impatiens glandulifera, 975 nucleotides long. RefSeq lists its product as uncharacterized. Gene Ontology annotation, molecular function: protein binding. The transcript has 2 exons. NCBI's taxonomy places the organism in Eukaryota, Viridiplantae, Streptophyta, Magnoliopsida, Ericales, Balsaminaceae. The record is from RefSeq and is a predicted model, not a curated record. Bases 1 to 975 code for a protein of 324 amino acids.